This is a messenger RNA of Thlaspi arvense, 1605 nucleotides long. Lineage: Eukaryota; Viridiplantae; Streptophyta; Magnoliopsida; Brassicales; Brassicaceae. The record is from the annotation of a GenBank genome assembly.
AUGGGGUUUGAUUCCGAGAAGCAAUCGAUCUCUUCUGUUGGACAGGUUUCGAACUUCUCAACUUUUGAAAUUGGAGUCUCAUUUGUAAGCGUGAACUUAGACCAUAGCUUCUGGAUUUGGGAUAGCGAAUUUACGAAUCCUGCUGGUGAUUCUUCUUCAGGUGGGAUUAUCUCAGUAAAGGAACCUCUAAUUAAGGAGAAGCACUGCCCAGAAAACUACUCUGUUCUUGCAGCCAUUCCCCCGUUUCUCUUUCCAGCUCUUGGAGCUUUGCUGUUUGGUUACGAGAUUGGUGCAACAUCUUGUGCAACCAUUUCUAUUAAGUCGCCUACACUAAGUGGAGUUUCAUGGUACAACUUGUCUUCAGUGGAUGUUGGUAUAUUUACUAGCGGCUCACUCUAUGGUGCCUUACUUGGCUCAAUUGUGGCAUUUACUGUUGCCGACAAUAUUGGAAGAAGAAAGGAGUUGAUUUUGGCUGCAUUCUUAUAUCUUGUUGGAGCCAUAGUGACUGCAAUAGCACCUGUCUUUUCCGUCCUGAUAAUUGGACGGGUUAUAUAUGGCAUCGGGAUUGGACUGACAAUGCACGCGGCGCCAAUGUACAUUGCGGAGACUGCUCCAAGUCAGAUACGUGGACGGAUGAUAUCACUAAAGGAAUUCUCCACUGUCCUUGGGAUGGUUGGAGGUUAUGGAAUCGGUAGCUUUUGGGUUACGGUUAUAUCUGGUUGGCGUUACAUGUACGCAACAAUUGUCCCUUUGCCAGUUAUCAUGGGAAUUGGAAUGUGCUGUCUACCAGCAUCUCCUAGGUGGCUUUUACUGCGCUCUCUCCAGGGAAAAGGGAAUGUAGAGAACCUUCAACAGGCUGCAAUCAGGUCACUUCGCCGCCUUAGAGGGUCGGUCGUAGCUGACUCAGCCGCUGAACAAGUAAACGAGAUCUUAGUUGAACUUUCCUCUGUGGGUGAGGAUAAAGAAGCUACACUUGGUGAAUUAUUUCAAGGCAAGUGUUUGAAAGCUCUCACUAUAGCAGGAGGGUUAGUCUUGUUUCAACAGAUAACGGGACAACCAAGUGUACUUUAUUAUGCAGCAUCAAUACUACAGACUGCCGGCUUUUCUGCUGCGACUGAUGCAACUCGGAUCUCAAUUCUGCUUGGUUUAUUGAAGUUGGUUAUGACUGGAGUUGCUGUUAUAGUUAUUGAUAGACUUGGAAGGAGGCCUUUACUUCUUGGUGGUGUUAGUGGCAUGGUGAUCUCAUUGUUCCUCCUGGGGUCCUACUACAUCCUUUAUAAUACUGUACCAGCUGUUGCUGUCGUUGCAUUGCUACUGUAUGUGGGCUGUUACCAGAUAUCUUUUGGUCCUAUAGGUUGGCUGAUGAUUUCAGAGAUAUUUCCAUUAAAAUUAAGAGGUCGAGGAAUCAGCAUAGCAGUGCUUGUGAAUUUCGGCACGAACGCGCUUGUGACAUUCGCUUUCUCACCUCUGAAGGAGCUGUUAGGAGCUGGAGUAUUGUUCUGUGGAUUUGGAGUGAUAUGUGUACUGUCUCUCUUCUUCAUAUACUUCAUUGUGCCUGAGACAAAGGGUCUCACUCUUGAAGAAAUUGAAGCCAAAUGUCUUUAA